This is a messenger RNA of Monascus purpureus, 1528 nucleotides long. The record is from the annotation of a GenBank genome assembly. Lineage: Eukaryota; Fungi; Ascomycota; Eurotiomycetes; Eurotiales; Aspergillaceae.
CACGCCCUCCAGUCUGACUGCGGCUGACCUGUUCUUUCCGCGGAACAGGCAGCCACUCCCCUAUCUCUCCACCACGGACGGCCCGUACUUCCAACGCCCAGUUUCCAUGGUCGUUGGGGAAAAGCCUCUUUCUCCUGGCCAUCAAAUCGCCCUCGUCCUCAUUAAAAUCAUCUAAUCUAACUACUUAGUAAGACCGCUGAUUACAUAUCAUGCAACACUACAAGUGCCUCGAUGAGCUCACACCUGUGAGGCUCUCUCACUUUGCAUCCUCUCAUAUCGAGUUUGACCAGUGAUCUCUAUACACGUUACUCCUACUGCCAUCCAUCAUGUUUGAACUGUGGAAGACCACUCAGGGUACUACCCACCACCAGCCAGAGGAGGCGAUGCACCUCGAGGCUUUCAAUCAUCCACUCCACGACGGGGUCGAACAGUCCAUCGCCUGCCGACGAAAAGACACAUCCCCGAUGAACAUAAAUGCAAAGUGCAAGAGCUGUGACAGGGUCUUCCGACGGCCUUGUGAUCUAACGAAGCAUGAGAAGACACACAGCCGCCCCUGGAAAUGCACAGAACCAUCGUGCAAAUACUUUGAGAUUGGGUGGCCUACUGAGAAAGAGAGAGACCGCCAUAUCAACGACAAACACUCGCGGUCUCCCAUCAUGUACAAGUGCCGCUUUCCUCCAUGCAACUACCAGUCCAAGCGUGAGAGCAACUGCAAGCAACACAUGGAGAAGGCUCAUGGCUGGGCCUACAUACGAUCCAAGAACAACGGCAAAGGAAGCAGCACCCGGGGCUCUCCCGUCCAAGCCACCCCGAUGUCUACCCAGACGACUCCGGCAACCCCCAGCCUCCCAACACCAUUCUUCGAGAAUACCGACUACUACAAUACUCCCCUUAUCACGACCAACCCCUUCUCGGACCCUCUCAUGCCCAUAGGACAUGAGGACUUUCAGCUCUUCUCAGACUCCAACCUGCUUGGGAACCUGACCGACUUCCCUGAAUUCAGCCCUCUUCCGCCGGAAAUUCCAGAAUUCGAGCAGUUAUGCCAGCCUCCGGCCACCAAUGACGGCAUACCUGAAGCUUUCAGCCUGGGUAUCCAAGGCGGACAAGGAGACCUUAUGCUCUACACGCCAGCGUCAACAUGGAUGGAUGAUGACCUACUCUAAGAACCUUUUGUGCCUUGAAGGUACCAUUUCGUUGGCGUGGAUCUAUGUAUUUUUUUUUUUUUUUUUUUGAUGCGGUUGUUUUAGCGACUGAGCUCUUGGGAUGGCAUUGGCGUCUGUGUGGGUUACAUUAAUGUCUUGAUAUGUACUGAUAGCGGUGCCACGGAAUCUGAACGAGUGUCUUUUAACUUUCUAUGGAUGUAUGGAUGACCUCUCACGUUGUUCAUGGGCUGCGAUGUCUCGUAGGAAUACCUGUGUCCAUGCACGUACUGCCGUUUCCCUUUUGAGGUGAUCUACGUGCAUAUCACGUGCAUGGCCAUCUCUGCAGCUUCGAUAUAAUUCCAACCAUAUUACGAAGUAAAUUAAAC